Molecule: messenger RNA, 1500 nt
Organism: Hyalella azteca
Lineage: Eukaryota; Metazoa; Arthropoda; Malacostraca; Amphipoda; Hyalellidae
Product: luciferin sulfotransferase
Exons: 8
Coding region: 178-1224 (348 amino acids)
Biological process (GO): sulfation
Cellular component (GO): cytoplasm
Molecular function (GO): sulfotransferase activity
Source: RefSeq, a predicted model, not a curated record
UCGGUUUUGUUGCUGCAUAAAGAUGCUGCCCAGCAUCAGUUGCACACGGACUGCGACGAGUGGUGGUGUAAGCGCAGUAGCUAUCAUGUAGCAUCGCUAGUCCGAACGAAAUCUCUAGUAAUUUUCUGCCUCAAGAAUGUUAGUUUAGUUAUUCUCUCGCAUACUUCCUGGGAGAAAAUGUCAUCCAGAGAAAGCACCUCACCGAAAAGUUGCAAUUCUCUCAAGCCGAAGUUUCCAUAUGAUCUCCCAGCUCCUUGCGUAGAUGACGUGUUAUCAUUAAGAAAAAGAUACAGUGGUUAUCUCAGUGGUGCCGUUGCUAUUGGACCUCAGAAAUACUACAUGCAAGGAAUCUAUAAUGACUACGCAGAAGCGCUUUACGAAUUCCAGUUCCGCCCUUCUGAUGUCGUGGUAGCGAGUUACCCAAAAACAGGGACGACGUGGACAGAAGAACUCGUAUGGCUUCUUCUUAACAACUUCGACUAUAGUCAAGCAAAAACGCCUUUGGAUAUGAGAUUUCCUUUUUUGGAAGCUGACUGCAUCAUCGACCGCCGGGUGUUCGAAUUUCCUGAGGUGGCGGAAAGGAUGAACGGAGAGCCUCCACCAGGACCUUUUGACUCUCUUCACCGCGCACGAGAUUUGCCGGACCGAAGAGCCCUCAAAACGCACUUGCCUUUCUCUCUGCUUUCUCCUGAACUGCUUCGCACCAGCAAGGUCGUGUACGUGACGCGUGACCCUCGGGACGUGGCUGUGUCGUUCUAUCACCAUCACAAAAUCAUUCUGUCGCACGGAUUCUCUGGCACAAUCGAUGAGUUCAUUGACGACUUCAUCGAGGAUAAAGUUUUGUACUCGCCCUUCUGGAGCCACGUGCGGGAGGCGUGGGAGAAGCGUGAUGAGCCCAACCUACUUAUCAUUACUUAUGAAGAACUAAAAAGUGAUUUACCGGCGGUGAUCUUACGUAUUGCUAGUUUCCUCGACGUGAGCGUGAGCGACGCGCAGCUCGAGACACUGACUAAGCAUCUGCAUAUUGAUUCCAUGAGAUGCAAUCCAGCUAUCAAUCCUGAUCACGAUCCAAUUGUGAAGAUUGAUCCUCACGAAGGAGGCUUCGUUAGGAAAGGAGCCGUUGGCGGCUGGAGGAGCAGCUUGUCUGAAACUUCGCAAGCCAAACUUGAGGCGUGGAUGCGACGCAACGCUCAGGGGCUCGACCAACACUUUGGCUGGACAUGAUGCCGUAGAAGGUACUGCCUCACUUCGAAGAAGUUGUGAUGGGUUCGAUAAUUCUUGCAAACCUUGGCCAAGAACGACAGUGUGAGAAGGUCCAUAUUUUAUCCUCGGUAUCAAUAAAAAUCGUUUGAUAUAUUUUUGACUGAUUCUCAGCAUAGUACGUUUUCAAAUUUUCUCUUGGAAUCUUCAGAUAGGCAAGCUACAAUAAGCCUAUGAAAACCGUUUGGUCACAUUAAUGGUCACAAUCGGCGAUUGUGACCAGAUCACAAAAGGAAAAGA